AUGGUCGACGCUCCUAUCGAUCCUGCAUUCAAUCCUACCGGCCCUGCAUCCAAUUGUACUGUUGGCGAUCAUUUAUCUUCCAUGAAUAAUGGUUCUGCAUUGGUCAAAAUGACGGAUAAGGGGCAACGUAAACAAAAGCUGAAAA
Ambispora gerdemannii is the source of this 145-nucleotide messenger RNA. NCBI's taxonomy places the organism in Eukaryota, Fungi, Glomeromycota, Glomeromycetes, Archaeosporales, Ambisporaceae. The record is from the annotation of a GenBank genome assembly.